AUGAGCGCCCACACUCGACAAAUGGAAAACCCCACGGGGGUGGUGCACCGCUUCAUGCAGGACCAUCAACGUGUAUGCGUGUGGCUCGUGCACGAUCCGCAGUUGCGGCUGGAGGGCAACCUGCUCGGCUACGACGAGUUUAUGAACGUCGUUCUGGGUGAUACGACCGAGACGAAUCUUCGAAAUAACAAGAGCUACCGUCUGGGCAAGAUCUUGCUGCGUAGCGACAACGUCGGCGUGAUCUACCCCGUCGGUGUUUAG
This is a messenger RNA of Leishmania mexicana MHOM/GT/2001/U1103, 261 nucleotides long. Its product is annotated as small nuclear ribonucleoprotein polypeptide e,putative. The transcript has a single exon. The record is from RefSeq and is a predicted model, not a curated record. The coding region runs from base 1 to 261 and encodes 86 amino acids. Gene Ontology annotation, biological process: spliceosomal snRNP assembly; mRNA splicing, via spliceosome. NCBI's taxonomy places the organism in Eukaryota, Euglenozoa, Kinetoplastea, Trypanosomatida, Trypanosomatidae. Gene Ontology annotation, cellular component: U4 snRNP; U2 snRNP; U1 snRNP.